Spodoptera littoralis (African cotton leafworm) is the source of this 2952-nucleotide messenger RNA. The record is from the annotation of a GenBank genome assembly. Lineage: Eukaryota; Metazoa; Arthropoda; Insecta; Lepidoptera; Noctuidae.
AUGAAGGAGGAAUCUAGUGAAAUAUUGGAGGCUAAAGUUGCCGAGCGCAAUGAACGUGCCAAAAAACUUUAUCGGUAUGUCAGUGACGUAGCCAGACGUGUUGGUGAAAUGACAACUGCCAGUCGCUCCAUGACUGACCUCUUCUCCACCAAUCUUGAAGUCCAGCGCCAAAAACUAAGAGAUAAUUGUGAAAAACUUUUAUUUCUUGAUCCCAUCAAUUAUGGCAAGAAAUCACUUGAAUUGCUCUGGCGAAAAGUCUACUAUGAAACUGUAUCAACAGCAAAAAAACUUAGGGAAACUGACAAUGAUAAUGAUAGCUAUCUAUUUACCCAUAUAGUUUGUGGGAUUGGCCACUUUCACCAUUUUAUUUCAAGGAUAGAAGUAGAAAUGAAGAUCCAUGUUAAAGAAAUAGAUUAUACAUCUUUCCACCAUGAUGAAGAAUCUAUUGAAAACAAUCAAAUACCAACUGAUGAUGAAAUUCAAUUGAGUCGUUCAGUUUUACACUCAUGUCUCAUAUAUCUUGGAGAUUUGAGUCGCUAUCAAGUAGAAAUAUUUCAUGCUUUUGAACCAUCCAUAGCAGCUCGUUAUUACCUUCAAGCUGCACAUGUUGAUAUGUCUUCAGGAAUGCCAUAUAAUCAGUUAGGCAACUUGUACAAUGACAAAAAUUACAACUUAGAUUCAGUUUGCUACUACAUCCACUGUUUGAGUUGUACAUCUCCAUUUGAAGGAGCAGUGGGCAAUCUAACAAAAAUAUUUGAAAAGAAUGCUCAAUAUUAUGACUCUCCUAAUAAUCCUGAAUCACUAACACAAGCAGAGCAUAUACAAAAUAUUAUAACUAAUUUCCUUUCCUUAAUAGAAAUUUGGUACAUGAAUAAGAAUGAUACCAAUAUUCCACAGAGAUGCAGCACUAUUGCUCAUGAAUUAAAAGUAGCCAUGGACUUUAUAAAACCUCCACUUCCUGAUGUAGAUAAAAAUUACACCGAAUACAUUCAGGCAGUUGAAGAAGAAGGAACAAAUCCAUCUUAUCUAAAUGCAAAUUUGGUGCAUAAAAUUGUACUCAUUUGUUUGUUUACAAUAACAAAAGUAUCAGAGACUGAUGAAGUGAAAGCAUUUGCAUGUAAGGCUUUUACUUUAGCUCUUCUGUCACAGCUACUGCAAAAGUUAUUACAACAAUUAGAAUCCCUGGGUCUUAAAAAUCCUGCAUACAAAUACAAGUCAAAAAGUACACUACAUGUCCCAAGUGUCAAUAACAUUGCAGAUCCAAUCGCACACAGUGAUUCUGUUGCAGAAGACCUUCCAGACAACACAAAUCUUGAAAUACAUGAUAAUGUUGAUUGUUCACCAAAAGAUGAUAAUGUAGCAGAGAAUAAAGAGUUAAAUACUAAUGGAGAUUCUAAAAGUAAUGUUAAAAAGUCAUUAACGAAACGUCGACGACGAAGGCGCCUAGCUUCAUCUGAUAGUUCUGAUAUGAGUGAUGUUGAUACAGAAAGCAGUGACGUAGAAGUGUAUGAGUCAUGCUCUGAUGAAGAAGAAGAUUUAUCAGAUUCUACUGGACACUCUGAUGAAUCUGCGAGUGAGGAUUCCAUCUUCGAUGUUUCUGAUACUGAAGAAACAAUUACUAAAAAUAAUGGAGACAUUGAAAUAGAAAAUAACAAAGAAGUCACUAAAGAUGCUACUUUGAAUGGUGACUUCGAAACUAAACAAAAUAACAUUGACAAUGAAUUUCAACACAACAGUUACAACAACAAUAUUUUGGAUAUUCAGGGCCUACAAAACUUUUUGCUUGGUGACAACUUUCUCUCUAGUAUAAAGUUGCUUCAAGACUGGGCAUUAAAUGAAAAAGAUUUGAUUUUAUCUUGUGGGGACAGUGGAGAGUCUCUGUUUCAAUGUGUUGUAGAUUUGCUCAAUAUAUUGACAUUUUAUUUUAAACCAAAAUCAAAUGAAAACAAAGAGUGUCAUAUUUUGGUAUAUGCACGUAGUGUGGCAAAAAAGUUAAAAUUGGAAUACAAAACCAUUCCUUUACCAGAAGACAUCAAUUUACGUGGAACUAACAUCUGCAAAUAUGACAAAGAUGCUGCAGAGUGGCAAAUGUUAGAGAGAUACAAACUAUCAUUUUAUGAAGAAAAUAUUGUAAGAAUACUGAAUUUUAUAGAUUUUGGAAGCCACGUCGCAAAAAUAAUACCUCGAAUUCGAUUUAACAGGACAUUAAAAAUAUUUUACUUCAAAAAGGUAACUCCACCUAAAGUUACCACCAAAAUAAAUCACAAGCGAAGCAAAGAGUGGCACAACUCUAAAAAAUCCCAUGUCGAAUCUAAUGAAGGUGGAGGAUUAUUGCGGCGCCUUGGACAUCUUUGGCUGGCGUCACAGGUGCGAGAACUAGAACGUAGUGGCCAAUCGCCUAUACCUGCUUUGCUUGCGCUGGACACUAACGCCCUACACAAACAUUUGCGUCGUGUCAAGCAACUGCUGCGUACUCGUAAUUUUGUUCUUCUGAUACCCACAGUUGUGUUACAAGAAUUGGAUAACCUGAAGCGUGAACAAAGCACUGCUCGUGAUGCUAUACGUUGGCUCGAAGUUCAGUUGCGCAGUGGAUCUCGUUUCUUGAGAGCUCAACGUCCAGGGCAGUCGAAACCUUUGCCACUUUUGAAAUACCCACGUAAAGCUCCACCACAUGUUCAUAAUUUUAUACAAAUAAUGGAAUUUUGUAAUCACUUUAUAGCUGAUGACAAACAAAUUCAAGGAGGAAAUGGUGAUCCUGACAGUUCAUUACAAGGGAAAUCUACACCUUUACUGAUUUUACUAGUGGGUAAUGAACCUGGCAGUGAAGAAGAACAAUAUAAAGAAUUCAGUGUAACAGGAGCUGCACAAGCUGCAGGGAUUUCUAUUGAAUACAUUGGAGACUUUUACACCAAGUGGCGGCAAACUGUUCAUAAAAAUGGCAAGAAGAGAUGA